AUGCAACAAGAGUCUCCGCCAGAAAGUUACAAUCUAGGUACCCUGCCGAGACGGAGAGUUCGAAAUCGAGGUCAUAAGGAUAUUGAGCCACCUACGGAAAGAGCUCACCCGCCUCUGGACAGGAACAGCGGCACCCUCUUCUCUUCCGAAUAUACACCAGUGUUUAAUGCGCUUCUUUACCACGAAAUCGAUUCUCAAGAGCCGGGUGCAGAGCUCCGAAGCAGGAUAACAUUGCAAUGGCCGGGCUGUCAAACUCGUACCUCGUACCUCACACCGAUCAAAUCCCUGGCAGCAUCGAGAAGCCCUGCGACAUUUUUCUGGACAGCCCGAGGGACAUCCAGGUCGGUCGUGAAGAUUCUCAGCGCUGUAUCAAGUGUCAUUGAGAAUACCCGCGAUGGGGCCAGCCAGACGAGAGUGCACUCGAAGGUUUUGAAUAAAAGCUAUUAUAAUGCUGUGCAUGAUGCGUCUACGGAUAAGGUUCAAACUCUCUCGUAG
Drepanopeziza brunnea f. sp. 'multigermtubi' MB_m1 is the source of this 495-nucleotide messenger RNA. RefSeq lists its product as uncharacterized. The record is from RefSeq and is a predicted model, not a curated record. Lineage: Eukaryota; Fungi; Ascomycota; Leotiomycetes; Helotiales; Drepanopezizaceae.